This is a messenger RNA of Ficedula albicollis (Collared flycatcher), 3658 nucleotides long. RefSeq names its product fibronectin type III domain containing 3B (gene FNDC3B). The record is from RefSeq and is a predicted model, not a curated record. Gene Ontology annotation, molecular function: protein binding. The annotation marks the transcript as partial. NCBI's taxonomy places the organism in Eukaryota, Metazoa, Chordata, Aves, Passeriformes, Muscicapidae. The transcript has 27 exons.
GCGGUGGAGUCACCAUCCCGGAGGUGUUAAAGAGGCGGCCGGACCCGGCACUGGGCGAUGUGGUUUAGCGGUAACGGCGGUGCUGCAGGGUGGGCGGCUGGACCGGACCAUCCCCAACCUCGGUGAUUCCUUAAUUCCAUCACCCUACGAUUCCAAGAAGUCCGUUGAGGAAAAUUCUCCAUGAAUGUACGUCACAAUGAUGAUGACCGACCAAAUCCCGCUGGAGCUGCCGCCGCUGCUGAACGGGGAGGUGGCCAUGAUGCCUCACAUGGUGAAUGGCGAUGGGUCACAGCAGGUCUUUUUGGUUCAAGUUAAUCCAGGUGAAACCUUUACAAUAAGGGCUGAGGAUGGAACCCUCCAGUGCAUCCAAGGACCGGCAGAGGUUCCCAUGAUGUCACCCAAUGGAUCCAUUCCCCCUAUUCAUGUGCCUCCUGGUUAUAUCUCACAGGUGAUAGAAGACAGCACGGGCGUGCGGAGGGUGGUGGUGACGCCGCAGUCGCCGGAGUGUUUCCCUCCCAGCUACCCCUCGGCCAUCUCGCCCACCCAUCACCUGCCCCCCUACCUGACACACCAUCCCCACUUCAUCCACAACUCCCACACGGCCUUUUACCCUCCUGUCACUGGACCUGGGGACAUGCCACCACAGUUUUUCCCGCAGCAUCAUCUUCCCCCAACAAUAUAUGGAGAGCAAGAAAUCAUACCACUAUACGGGAUGUCCAGCUACAUCACCAGGGAAGAUCAGUACAGCAAACCACAGCACAAAAAGCUCAAGGACAGGCAGAUUGACCGCCAGAACCGCCUGAACAGCCCUCCCUCCUCCAUCUACAAGAGCCAUAUAGGCAGCUGCACCACGGUGUACAAUGGCUAUGCCAAGAGCCACAACGGGGCCAGCAGCGGCGGAGCCCCAGCCCUGAAGAAACCCGAGCGCAGAGCAAGGAGCAGCCCAAAGUCAAAUGAGCAAGACCCACACGAAUUUGAUUCAGAAACAAAAAGGGUUCAAGACAUUCUUUCUGGAAUGGAGAAACCACAGGUUAACAAUAUUCAAGCAAGAACAGUUUUGCUUUCCUGGUCACCUCCCCCUGGCCUUCUCAAUGCAGAUAGACACAACAAUGGUUUGCCUUACACCUGUACCUACGAGGUUGCCUUAUCAGAUAAAGGGAGGGAUGGAAAAUACAAGACCAUUUACAGUGGAGAAGAAUUAGAAUAUCACCUGAAGGACCUUAGGCCAGCAACAGAUUAUCACGUCAGGGUAUAUGCAACGUACAACUCAGUAAAGGGAUCCUGCUCAGAGCCUGUAAGCUUCACCACUCACAGCUCAGCACCAGAGUGUCCCUUCCCACCAAAACCCUCGCACAGGACCAAAAGCUCCCUAACCCUACAGUGGAAGGCACCCAUUGAUAAUGGUUCAAAAAUCACCAGCUACCUUCUGGAGUGGGAUGAGGGAAAGAGGAACAGUGGUUUCAGAGAAUGUUACUUUGGGAGCCAGAAGCAUUGCAAGCUGACCAAGCUGUGCCCAGCUCUGGGUUACACCUUCCGGCUGGCGGCCCAGAACGACAUCGGUACGAGUGGGUACAGCCAGGAGGUGGUUUGCUACACUGCAGGCAAUAUUCCUCAGACCCCUUCUGCACCACGGCUCAUUCGAGCUGGUGUGACGUGGGUCUCAUUGCAGUGGAAUAAAGUAGAAGGAUGCACACCCGAGGAAGUGAUUUCCUACACCCUGGAAAUUCAGGAAGAGGAUAAUGAUAGCAUGUUUCACCCAAAGUACACUGGAGAGGAGCAAGCCUGUACUGUGAAGAAUCUCAGAAGAAGCACACAGUAUAAAUUCAGGCUGUUCGCUUCCAACGUGGAAGGGAAGAGUUCUCCCAGUGAAGUGUUGGUCUGCACAACCAGCCCAGACAGGCCAGGACCUCCAACCAGACCCGUGAUCAAGGGGCCAAUAACAUCUCAUGGCUUUAGUGUGAAGUGGGAUCCUCCACAGGAUAAUGGUGGUUCAGAAAUCCUAAAGUAUCUGCUGGAGAUUUCUCAAGGAAGUCCAGAAGCAAAUCAGUGGGAAGUGGCCUAUAGUGGCUCAGCUACAGAAUACACCUGUACUCACUUGAAACCAGGCACUUUGUAUAAACUCCGGGCAUGCUGUAUCAGCACUGGUGGACACAGUCAGUGCUCUGAGAGUUUACCUGUCCGUACGCUGAGCGUGGCGCCGGGUCCCUGCCGCCCGCCCCGGCUCCUGGGCAAGCCGAGGCACAGGGAGCUGCAGCUGCAGUGGGAUGCCCCUCAGUCAGAAAGCGGCUGCCCCGUCUCUGAGUACAGUGUGGAGAUGACAGCCCCUGAGGAAGUGGUUUCUGAGGUGUACCACGGGCCUGAGCUGGAGUGCACCGUGGGCAGCCUCUUGCCCGGGGCCACCUACGGCUUCCGCGUGCGCGCCCUGAACGACGGCGGGUACGGGCCGUACUCAGAGGCGACAGAGGUGACCACAGCAGCAGGACCCCCAGGCCAGUGCAGAGCACCUUCCCUGUCCUUCCUGUCCGACACACGAGUCCUGGUCAGCUGGGAGAGUCCUGAAUGUUCUGGUACUGACAUCUCUGAAUACAGAUUAGAGUGGGGAGAAGAGGAGGAAUCUCUACAGCUUGCAUAUAGUGGCACAGAAACCUGCUUUGAAGUCAGUGACUUGUUGGCAGCAGCGCAUUACUGCUGCAGGCUACAGGCCAUCAACCAGGCUGGAGCUGGACCCUACAGCGAGCUGGUGACCUGCAGAAUCCCCGCCUCCGUGCCUGACGCCGUCCCCAGCCUGUGGGUGCUGGAGGACGAGCACGUGGGUGCCUGCCAGCCCUCACCCUCCGUGUGCCUUGCCCUGGGCUGGGAAGAGCCAAGCAAUAACGGGGCCGAGAUCACAUCCUACAACAUCGAGCUGGGCGAGCUCAGCGUCGCCGUGGGGAACGUGACGAGCCACGUCGUCGAGGGCUUGCUGCCCGAGACCUCGUACCGGAUCAGGAUCCAGGCUGUCAAUGAAAUUGGAGCUGGACCUUUUAGCCACUUUAUUAAAGCAAAAACCAGGCCAUUACCACCCUUACCUCCACGGCUGGAGUGUGCUGCAGCAGGGCCUCAGAGCCUGAAGCUGAAGUGGGGAGACAGCAGCUCCAAGCUUCACUCUGCUGAUGACAUGGUCUAUAUCUUGCAGAUAGAAGACAGAAAUAAAAGGUUUAUCCCAAUUUAUAGGGGACCAAGUCACACGUACAAGAUCCAGAGGCUGACAGAAUCCACCUGCUACUCCUUCAGAAUACAGGCAGUCAAUGAUGCUGGGGAGGGACCUUUCUCAGAAAUCUCUACCUUCUGCACAACUAAGUCAGUCCCACCUGCAAUCAAAGCCCCUCGAGUGACACAGCUGGGAGGAAACUCCUGUGAAGUUACCUGGGAAAUGGUCCCACCCAUGAAGGGAGAUCCUGUUGGUUAUGUUCUGCAGGUACUGGUUGGAAGAGAAUCUGAAUACAAGCAGGUGUACAAGGGAGAAGAAGCCGCGUUCCAGAUCUCGGGGCUGCAGGUGAGCACGGACUAUCGGUUCCGCGUGUGCGCCUGCCGCCGCUGCGGGGCCACGGGCCAGGAGCUGAGCGGCCCCUUCAGCCCCUCGGCGGCCUUCGCGCUGCGGCGGGGGGCGGCUGACCCC